UUUCGAUAAACACCAGCUGACUAAUAUAUACGGAAUAUACGGAUGGACUUUAAUCUUGUACGAGUGAAUAUAUUAUUGUUUUCAUAAAAUUUCCGUUAAACAGUUCCAAGAGUGUUUCGUCAACCUAACGAUAUCGCAUUCUAGAUUCUAGAGAUCCGUAAAGAAACGAAAAUAUCUUGCCACGAUGUCCGUCUUAACAAAAGGUGUUUUUAUUGUUGCUGCAAAGCGCACCCCAUUUGGUACAAUGGGUGGCAUAUUUGUGAAUAAAAGUGCAACUGACUUGUCAAUUGUUGCUUCAACUGCUGCAAUUCAAGCGGCAGGUCUAAAACCAGAGAAGAUAGACAGUGUUAUAUUUGGACAUGUCAUGACAUCAUCAUCUUCUGAUGGGAAUUUUUUAGCAAGGCAUGUUUUAUUAAAAUCAGAAAUUCCAUUACAAAAACCAGCAUUUGGUGUAAAUAGAUUAUGUGGUUCUGGUUUUCAAUCAAUUGUUAGUGGAGCUCAGAACAUUUUAACAGGAGAGUCAAAAAUUGUUUUAACGGGUGGUGCAGAAAACAUGAGUCAAGCUCCCUUUGUUGUGAGAAACAUUCGUUAUGGAACUGUUUUGGGUCAAAAACAUGAUUUUGAAGAUUCACUCUGGCUUGGAUUACUUGAUACCUAUUGCAAUUUGCCAAUGGGUAUAACUGCAGAAAAACUAGGUGCUCAAUAUAAUUUAAAGAGAGAGGAAGUUGACCAGUUUGCCUUAAGUAGUCAACAGCGCUGGAAAGCUGCUAAUGAUGCGGGUCGUUUUAAUGAAGAAAUAGCUCCUGUACAGGUAAAAAUUAAGAAACAGGAUACAGUUGUCAAUGUGGAUGAGCAUCCGCGUCCACAAACAACAAUAGAAACCCUUGCUAAACUAAAACCAGUUUUCCAAAAAGAUGGAUUAGUAACAGCUGGUUCUGCAUCGGGAAUCUGCGAUGGUGCUGGUGCUAUUAUUUUAGCAAGCGAAGAAGCAAUCAAGACAGAAGGCUUGAAACCAUUGGCGCGUUUGAUUGGAUAUAGCAUUAUUGGGGUAGAACCAAGUAUUAUGGGAAUUGGUCCCGCACCAGCAAUCAAGAACUUGCUUAAUCUUACGGGCAAAACACUUGAUGACAUAGAACUGGUUGAGAUCAAUGAAGCAUUUGGAGCACAAACUUUGGCUUGUGCAAAGGAUCUUAAUCUUGAUUUAAAUAAAUUGAAUGUGGACGGUGGUGCUAUUGCUUUGGGACAUCCAUUGGCAGCUUCUGGUAGCAGGAUCACUGCUCAUUUGGUGCAUGAACUUAGGAGGCGGAAGGCUGGAAAGUUUGCUAUCGGUUCCGCUUGUAUUGGUGGCGGCCAAGGCAUUGCUGUGAUGGUAGAAGCGCUAUAAUUAACUGAAAAGACUGAUUUACUAAAUUUCUUCGAAAAGUUUAAUGUUAAACAAAUAUCGCGAAAUAAUAAAAAAAGUAAUAGUACGCGAUAAAAUUUAUCAAUGCCAAACAGACAAGAUUAAUAAUUCUUUAUCGUUGAUAAUUCUUUAUCGUUGAUAAUAAACAUACAAAAUUAAUAAUUCUUUAUCAUUGAUAAUACAUAAUAAUUU
This is a messenger RNA of Camponotus floridanus (Florida carpenter ant), 1594 nucleotides long. RefSeq names its product 3-ketoacyl-CoA thiolase, mitochondrial (gene yip2). Gene Ontology annotation, molecular function: acetyl-CoA C-acetyltransferase activity. The record is from RefSeq and is a predicted model, not a curated record. Lineage: Eukaryota; Metazoa; Arthropoda; Insecta; Hymenoptera; Formicidae. The transcript has 8 exons. Gene Ontology annotation, biological process: fatty acid beta-oxidation. Bases 185 to 1384 code for a protein of 399 amino acids.